CUUUUUUCUAUGAUUGUAAUUUGUAAUAGUCCGAAUUUUACACCGUUCGUUGCUUAUAAAUAUUGAAUUGUAAAUAAUUUGUGAUAAACAUAUUAGGUAUAUUUUAUUAAAAUUGUUAUCUACUCCUACAAUUGACAGACAUAGUCUAGUAAGGAUUUUAUACGAUUGUUUGAGAUUUGAAGUGUUGUGAUCAUGUCCAAAGACAAGAUCCAAGAGGGAAGGGAGUGUAUGGACAAAGCUGCGAAAUAUCUGAAGACAUCUUUGUUAAAAUGGGUUCCUGAUUAUGAUAGUGCAGCAGACGAAUACUCAAAAGCAGCUACUUGUUUCAGAGUUGGAAAAUCAUAUAAAGAGAGUAAGGAAUGUCUUAUGAAAGCAUCUGAAAACUAUUUACAAAAUGGAUCUCUUUUCCAUGCUGCUAAGUGUAUGGAUCAGGCAAUUAUAAUGUCUAAGGAAAUUGGCGAUACAAGUGAAGUGUGUAAAUUGGCUAUGAAAGCCAGUCACUAUUACCAGCAACAUGGAUCCUCUGGAAGCGCAUCAUUAUUGUUGAACAAAGCUGCAGAUAUGUUACAACUAUCAGAUCCAGAAUCAGCCGUUAAGCUCUUAAAGGAAGCUUCAAACAUUUCUGGGACUGAAGAUUCGAUUGGACAAGCAAUGGAGUACACACACAAAGUAGCUCGACUAUUGGUAAAAUUGAAAAGGUACGAAGAAGCUGAAAACGAAAUAAGACGUCAAUUUGAUCUUGUCACUGAAGGAGGCCCCACAUCCAACAUGGGUAGAGUGACUGUUGAACUAUUUUUAUUACAAUUGGCUAAAGAUGAUUAUGUGGCCGCUAAAAAAGUGUUGCACGAAUAUGGAAUGCAAUAUUGUGAACAAGCAGAGAUUUAUAUGCUUGACAGCAUUGUAAACGCCUAUUCUGAUCAUGAUUGUGCUCAAAUCAAAAAAAUGUUAAACAGUCCUUUUAUUAAGCACAUGGAUGUUGAGUUUGCAAUACUCGCCAAGAAUUUGGCUGAAAAAUGGACAGUGGAACCUAAAGAGCAAGUUACCAAUACUGAAAACGAAGAGACAGAGGAGUUAUCAACAGACUUUGGAGGGAAGCUUUGUUAAAGCAGAAAAUAUCUUUUUAUAUUCUACCUUAUUUAAUCAAAUUAUAUUUGUCUCUUAGUUUGAAACAGUUCAGGCUAAAAAUUGUAUUCGUCCUUUAAAUCUCAAUAAGAUAAGUCUUAAAUAUUAAAUGUAAAUAUGAUAGUUGAUAACUUGCAAUUGCAUAAAAAAGUUAGAGUGAGUAACAUUAUCAAGUACAUUUUUAAUUAAUUUUAAAUUGUAUAAUAAUGUAACUAUUAAUGUAAAAGAAAAAAAUAAGUUACUUUGCCAUUGAUUAUUAUUUAAAAAAAAAAAAAAAAAAUAAUAACUACAAAUUAUAAUUUAUAAUAUCUCCAUAGUAAAAUAAUUGUUAAAAGUUAGUGAUAAUGGUUUUUGAAAUGAAAAAAUAUUAAAUAAUAAAUAAACUAACGAGAUACUAUUAUUUAUUAUUGUUUUUAUGUAUUUUUGAUUUAGAUUUAAUGGGUUUAACCAUAAUAAAGCAUUGCCAUUUUAAUUUUGUCAAUACCUUUGUAGGUAGGUAUAUGCUUUUGUGAUUACAUUUUUAAUUGUUAAUUAUUGAUAAUAUUUUUUACUGUUCAACAGUAAGUUUAUGCAAUGUAGUUUAUUAAAAUAUUUAUAAUAAUUUAUGAAACUUUUUAAAUCAAUUUUUAAAACACUUACAUUACUUUUAUGUAUUAGCCACAAUUUAAUAUGCAACAUUCCACAUUAAAUAAUAUUUUUUUUAAUUACACUAUUUUAUUAUCAUAAAACCAACAAUGUAAUUUUAAAUUGUUUAUUAUGUAUUUAAUUAAUCAAUAAUAGUAAAUACUUUAAAUAAUAUGCUUCAACUAGGAAAAUAUAUACAAAUAAUGUCAUUAUAUUCAAACUUUAGUUUCAAUAUAAAAUUGAAAAUAUAUUAUUAUACACUUAUAAA
Messenger RNA from Rhopalosiphum padi (bird cherry-oat aphid), 2014 nucleotides. It is a transcript of the gene gammaSnap1, whose product is annotated as gamma-soluble NSF attachment protein. The transcript is spliced from 9 exons. Gene Ontology annotation, biological process: intracellular protein transport. Bases 193 to 1104 code for a protein of 303 amino acids. Gene Ontology annotation, molecular function: syntaxin binding; soluble NSF attachment protein activity. NCBI's taxonomy places the organism in Eukaryota, Metazoa, Arthropoda, Insecta, Hemiptera, Aphididae. Gene Ontology annotation, cellular component: vacuolar membrane; SNARE complex. The record is from RefSeq and is a predicted model, not a curated record.